UGCGAGGCUGCCGCUGCCGGGCGCGGUGGCGCACGCCUGUAGUCCCAGCUACUCGGGAGGCUGAGCCCGUCGGAUCGCUUGAGCCCAGGAGUUCUGGGCUGCAGUGCGCUAUGCCGAGCGGGCGUCCGCGCUAAGGCCGGCAUCAAUAUGGUGAGCCCCGGGGAGCCGGGGCACACCAGGUUGCCUAAGGAGGGGUGAACCGGCCCAGGUCGGAAACGGAGCAGGUCAAAACUCCCGUGCCGGUCAGUAGCGGGAUCGCGCCUGUGAAUAGCCACUGCAGCGUAGCCUGGGCAACACAGAGAGACGCGGGCUCCUUUUGCCCACCCAACAACACCGCUUUUGCCCACCCGCGACCCCCUGCCCCACAGCGCGGCCCCGUGCGCACAGCGCCUCCUGCCGGCAGCACCGCGCACCUGCUGGCUCCGUAGCGCCUCCUGCUGGCCGGGACGGGACGCGGGGCUGCCUGCGUGCCGCGCUGCGAGGAGGUGUUUGACAGAGAUUCCAGAGCGAGCUGUGCAGCUGUCUAACUUUCGUCUUCCUUGUUUUUCUUUAAAGCCCUCACUUCUAGUCUCAUCACUGCGCAGUCCUUCUCCCCACAAGGCUGAACACCCCCAGCUCUCAGCCUGUCCCCGUACCAGAGGUGCGGGUCACCGUCCGUGGAGGUGCUCAAGAACCGCGGGGAUGCGGCACUGAGGGACACAACGUGCACGGUGGGGGUGGGCCGGGGGAUCUCGGAGGGCUUUUCCAGCCGGAAUGAUUCAACGGUUCGGGAAUGGGAUUCUACGCUUCCACCAUUCCCGUCCCGCCCCGCCGCCAGGUGGCGCCCGCUCCCGGCGCCCGCAGCUCGGGCCGCCCCUCCCCUCCCCACCCUUCCGGGGCGGGAAGGGCGGGAAGGGAAGGAGAGCGGAGGGGGAGGGGCGGCGAUGCGGCUGCAGUGCGAGGUGGAGGUGGUGAGCCGGCUGCUGCCCACCUGCGGGCUGCGGGGCCGCGGUCGAGGCGCCAGGGCGCUGCUCUCCCUCGGCCGCCAGCCCGGCCGGGAGCGGGGCGGCGUGUGCCUGAUGGUGUGCACGGCGCGGGACCGGGCGGGGGUUCGCUACAAGGUGCAGGACAACGUGGAGCGGUUCUUCACCCGCUUCGUGGAGGAGGGCAAAGCCACCGUGCGUCUGCGGGAGCCCGCCGUGGACGUGUGCCUCAGCAAGGCAAAUGCCAGCAAUCUAAAGACUUUCCUUUCAGCUGUGAGGCUGGCUCACCAAGGGACCGACGUAGGUGCUCUCCCACUCUCAGCUUUGGUACCAGCAAAGACCUCAGACGUCGAGAAACCUAAAACAAAAAUGAUCAUAACUUCAAAAAGGGACUAUCCGCUCACCAAGAGCUUCCCCUAUUCCCUCGAACAUCUCCAGGCCUCGUACUGCAGGCUUGCUCGGAUCGACGCGCGCGUGCUGUGCCUGAAGAAGCUGCGAAAGCUGGACCUAAGUCACAACCACAUAAAGCAGCUGCCAGCCACCAUCGGGGACCUGGUCUUUCUUCAGGAGCUCAACCUGCACGACAAUCACCUGGAGUCGUUCAGCGGCGCGCUGUGCAACUCUACCCUUCAGAAAUCUCUCCAGUGCUUGGACCUGAGCCAGAACAAAAUUAAAGCCCUUCCGAUUCAGUUCUGCCAGCUGCGAGAACUCGUGAAUUUAAAGCUUGAUGACAACGAGUUGAUCAGGCUGCCGUUCAAGAUCGGCCAGUUAGAUCAUCUGCGCUUUCUGUCAGCGGCUCGGAACAAACUGCCUUUCUUGCCCAGCGAUUUUAGGAAACUCUGUCUUGAGAACUUGGAUCUCUUUGGAAAUCCUUUUGAACAGCCUAAUCCUCUUCUUCCCAACAUACAAUUGAAAAUACCAUUGACUUUAUUAGAAUGUGCUGCAAGAGCUACUGUAAAUUACAGAAUCCCGUACAGUUGUCACCUGCUGCCUUCCCACCUUUGCGAAGACCUGGAAGUGGCCAAGAGCUGCCAGUGCGGGAGCGCCUGCCUGAGCAGCUUCAUUCAGAUCACGGUGACCAUGAACCUGCACCACGUGGCUCACACCGUGGUCCUGGUGGACAACAUGGGCGGCACGGAAGCGCCCGUCAUCUGCUACUUCUGUUCUCUGGACUGCUACUCCCAGUUCCUGGACAGGUUCCUGCAGAGCAGCGGCGACCACUGAGGGCAGGGGUGUGCGCUGGAGGAGCUGCACGAGGGGCCUCGGUGCUGCAGCCCUGCAGGGAGGGCACGCUGCCCUGUCCAGGGCCGCUCCUGUGCUGCCGGAGCCUCUGCCUGGAACCAGGAGAUGCUUGUUUACUUAGAACGUACUUCGCUUGGGUUCUCCUCUCACUGUGAGUUUUGGCUUCAAGAAGGGACCUUUUUUUCUUUUUUUUUCUUUUUUUUUUACUGAAAUAUUUGUAUCUCUUUGUAAUAGAAAUGCCUUUUCUAAUCACACGAGCUGCGCUUUGUUUCCUUCCACGUGGUAAAGGUUCCUGGGUGCCGGUGCUGGAGGGGUUCCCGGUGCUAACGGUGACGCCGUGCAGGCUCCGGAGUUCUUCGCUCUGAUGUGUGAAGGUUCCUCACUUCUGAACUCCGACGUUUUAAACGUUCCCGUGCUGUUCCGUGUUAUUAAAUGCUGAAUCCUUCAA
Messenger RNA from Numida meleagris (helmeted guineafowl), 2652 nucleotides. RefSeq names its product leucine rich repeat protein 1 (gene LRR1). The record is from RefSeq and is a predicted model, not a curated record. The transcript has 4 exons. The coding region runs from base 924 to 2186 and encodes 420 amino acids. Gene Ontology annotation, molecular function: protein binding. NCBI's taxonomy places the organism in Eukaryota, Metazoa, Chordata, Aves, Galliformes, Numididae.